This is a messenger RNA of Penicillium vulpinum, 2232 nucleotides long. RefSeq lists its product as uncharacterized. The coding region runs from base 1 to 2232 and encodes 743 amino acids. The transcript has a single exon. Gene Ontology annotation, biological process: regulation of DNA-templated transcription; DNA-templated transcription. Gene Ontology annotation, cellular component: nucleus. The record is from RefSeq and is a predicted model, not a curated record. Gene Ontology annotation, molecular function: DNA-binding transcription factor activity, RNA polymerase II-specific; zinc ion binding; DNA binding. NCBI's taxonomy places the organism in Eukaryota, Fungi, Ascomycota, Eurotiomycetes, Eurotiales, Aspergillaceae.
AUGUUGACCUUCAGCCAUCUGGAUGCAGACGCAUUCGAAAACCCCAAGAAAAAUAACGGUCGAAAGAGACCCCGCUUUCGGGAGCCUGUGGCAUGUAAUCAUUGUCGAAAAUCCAAAGUGCGCUGCAAUCGCAAGUCACCAUGCAAACCGUGCCAAGAUCGUGGAAAGGCAACACAGUGCGCUUACUCCCGUCCCAGAAGUCCAGCAGGCUCGGAAUUUGCCAGACCAUUAGUAUCGAGAGUAUCCUCUCGAAGCAAAGAGAUCGAUCUACUCGCGUUGCAACAGCCGGCACCCCACUCCCCCGAUGGCGAGAUCCACGAUCCACAAUCGCCCCAUAACCAGUCCACCGCCAGUCAUGCUAAUAGUGCUUUCAAAGGGUCGGACUUCAAAACAAGGCUGAUUGGUGGCACUCAUUGGAUGGCCGUGUGCAACAAUUUGCCAGUAAUAGGGGCCAUGCUGGAGAAGACCGUUGAUUUUCAACCGACGUGGAGAAUUUUCGCAGAAGUCAAGUCUCUUCUUCGCGUCGCAAAUUCGGUGCCAGCCGUGAUGAAUGGAGAUCAUAAGACGCUAUUGAAUCUCCUCCCCGAUCGAUUGACGUGCGAAAAGUGGAUCAGGCGAUUUUGUGAAACUUAUGGUAAAAUCUACCAUGUGAUCGACCAGAACUGCCUAAUGACCGAGCUGGAGGAAAUAUCGAUUGCAUGCGUCAACGCCAAUGAAGUGCACGUUCUCAAGAUUCUGUUAGUCAUUGCGAUUGCCAUGCAGACUGACAAGUUGGAGCGACUACACGGGCGCCUGAUACUCAAAGAAGCGGAGAGCCGCAUUCAUACAUCGACACGGUUCCAAAAGCCUUGUAUCGGCGUCGUACAGGCUUUAUUAUUGUUAAUCAUCAUGAAGACAAUCACUGUCUCUGACUCUGACAAGAUUCAUAGUCUCAUGGGUAUUAUGGGGCUGACCACGCAAAUAGUUCUGAGCAUGGGCUUGCAUAGGGAUCCGGCCUUGUUCUCCGGUGUCACCCCUUACUAUGCAGAAGUUCGGAAACGAUUAUGGGCGUGCUUCUUUCGAUUGAACCUCGACUAUUGCAUCAGUAGUGGAUCCCACUUUGGUAUUCGAUUGGAAGAUGUGGACUGUCCUCUCCCGACCCCUAUCGACCUUCUGACCCUUGACCCAGGAACCAUGGAGCCAGCUACCUCAUUGAACCAGGCCCAGGAAGCAACUGAGCAGGCUUUCAACAUCGCUGCAAUGAAGCUUGCUAUAAUGAGAGCUCCAUUGCACCAGCGACUUUGCUCCGCAACUCCUCAAUUAUCAAGCGAGGUGCGGGAUCGAAUGCGUGCCUCCUUCCACAAGAUUCUGCGUGAAUUGCCCCCGAAUCUGCAAGAGGGAGCUUCGUCAUGCAGUCCAAUCGAAAAGCUCCAGCAAGCCUUGUUAUCAGUGCAUGUGCAUAGCUUCAUGAUCAUCAUUACACUCAAUUUUGUCCUAGGAGUUCCGUUUCCUAAUUCACAGCGGGGCGAUCUCUAUGAAGCAUGGGACAAUUCGGUGUCCAUUCUCUAUAAGUUGCAGGAAGGGUUACAGAGCGGCUCUGAGUUGUCUAGCGUGGCUUACCAUCUACUUUGGACUGAUCUUGCCCGCGCAGCAUUGACCGCAUGUCUUGUGGUUGUUCGCCUGCGGAACAUCACUCUGGGGACAACCGUCUGCAAUGCCCCCCCGCCCACGCUGGUCAUGUUUCAACAGCUUUUGCUGAAAUAUCUAGACUCUUUAUCACAGAUUCUAGCGGGAAGAUACCGACUCGGCCCUGUUGUAGCGAAGACGAGACUUGUCCUUGCUGUCGCAAUAACUUUCACCUCAAGCCUAAUCAACGACUUUCACAGCUCGCAACAGGAUUUCAAGUUCUUCCAGGUCGGUAUCACAGCUGCCGAGGAAAUCGUAACCGAAAUGGAGCGUUCUCUGAAACGGGAGUAUCAAGACUCAAUGUUUGCCUUACUAGGAUUCAAUACCAUCAGGACAUCAGCUCCACCAAAUGCCACCAAUAUUAUUGCGGCGAACUGGAUGGACCAUGCACAGCUUCCAGAUCCCUUAAUUCACACGUUGUUUCCAAGCGACUGCGACCUUUACCCAGGGUUGGAAUCUCCCAGUCUGGAUAUGCAGUCCGAUCUAUGUUUACCAUAUUCCAUGGCGCCAUUCGAAUCUACUUCGACGAUUCUAUCCACGUCUAAUAUCUUGUGGGAAGGCGUAUAA